GGAGCACGCCACGCCGCCCCCUGACCUCUCCCUACUACUGUCGUAUCGUCUCCUACCUCGCCUCUCUUUCCUUUUUUCCGUCGAUUCACCAUUGUUGCUUGGGGUGCAAGCGCCCAGCAGAGGCCAGUUUUACGCACCAAAUGGCUUGCAUAUCACAUAUCUCCUGAAGAAGACCAAACGAGAAGCCAUCUUCACUGCCCAGUCCGUGCCCGGCACCAUCAGCAUAGCUCUUCUUUCUUCUAUGGUGUGUUCCUUGAUGAUGCAACUCACCACCACAUGGCCAUGGCGUUUCUUUUUCUGCUUGUUUUUCCACCUGCUGUUCCUCUUCCCAACCAACUCCUUGAAUCAAAGCUACUGUGACCCUGGUGAUGCUAGUGCACUGCUGGGCUUCAUGCAAGGUCUCAGCGGAAGCGGCAGCGGCUGGACGGUCCCAAAUGCCACUUCUGAAACAGCCAAUUGCUGUGCUUGGCUUGGAGUCAAGUGCAACGAUGGUGGCCGGGUCAUCGGGCUGGACCUCCAAGGCAUGAAGCUAAGGGGCGAGCUGGCAGUCUCGCUCGGGCAGCUGGACCAGCUCCAGUGGCUCAACCUGUCCAGCAACAACCUCCAUGGGGCCGUCCCGGCAACCCUGGUCCAGCUCCAGAGGCUACAACGUCUUGAUCUUAGCGACAAUGAGUUCUCUGGUGAAUUCCCGACCAACGUGUCUCUCCCAGUGAUUGAGGUCUUCAAUAUAUCCCUCAACUCAUUCAAAGAACAGCAUCCCACGCUCCAUGGUUCAACGCUCCUUGCCAUGUUUGAUGCGGGGUACAACAUGUUCACAGGGCACAUUGAUACCAGCAUCUGCGAUCCAAAUGGAGUGAUCCGUGUUCUCCGGUUCACGUCGAAUCUCCUAUCUGGGGAGUUCCCAGCAGGGUUUGGGAACUGCACAAAGCUCGAGGAGCUAUAUGUUGAUCUAAAUAGCAUCACUGGGAGCUUGCCAGAUGAUCUUUUCAGGCUGUCUUCGCUGAGGGACCUGUCUCUGCAGGAGAAUCAGCUCUCUGGUAGGAUGACACCAAGGUUUGGUAAUAUGUCUAGCCUUUCUAAGCUGGACAUAUCUUUCAAUUCAUUCUCUGGAUACCUUCCAAAUGUUUUUGGUAGCCUUGGCAAGCUUGAGUAUUUCUCUGCACAGUCUAACUUAUUCAGGGGUCCGUUGCCUUCAUCACUGUCCCAUUCACCAUCACUGAAGAUGUUGUACCUGAGAAACAAUUCAUUCCAUGGACAGAUCGAUCUCAAUUGCUCGGCAAUGUCACAAUUGAGCUCACUUGAUCUUGGCACAAAUAAGUUCAUCGGCACAAUAGAUGCUUUGUCAGAUUGCCAUCAUCUGAGAAGCCUGAAUCUUGCCACAAACAACCUCACUGGUGAAAUCCCUAAUGGUUUCAGGAAUCUUCAGUUUCUAACCUAUAUCUCACUUUCAAACAAUAGCUUCACAAAUGUGUCCUCAGCAUUAUCUGUCCUUCAAGGCUGCCCAAGCCUAACAAGCCUCGUGCUGACAAAGAAUUUCAAUGAUGGGAAGGCCUUGCCGAUGACUGGAAUAGAUGGUUUUCAUAACAUCCAAGUGUUUGUCAUUGCUAAUAGCCAUCUUUCAGGAUCAGUACCUUCAUGGGUAGCAAACUUCGCACAAUUGAAAGUGCUGGAUUUGUCAUGGAAUAAAUUGUCUGGGAACAUCCCUGCAUGGAUUGGCAAUCUCGAGCAUUUGUUUUAUUUGGAUCUUUCUAAUAAUACACUGUCUGGAGGAAUUCCGAACAGUCUAACAAGCAUGAAGGGCCUUCUUACAUGCAACAGCUCACAGCAAUCCACAGAAACUGACUAUUUUCCUUUCUUCAUUAAAAAGAACAGGACAGGCAAAGGGCUACGGUACAAUCAGGUUAGCAGUUUCCCGCCCUCCCUAAUUCUCAGCCACAACAUGCUCAUAGGUCCCAUAUUGCCAGGCUUUGGGAACCUUAAGAACCUGCAUGUCUUGGACCUCAGUAACAACCAUAUUUCUGGUAUGAUUCCUGAUGAGCUAUCAGGCAUGUCGAGCUUGGAAUCCUUGGAUUUGUCACAUAAUAAUCUUACUGGAAGCAUUCCUUCUUCAUUAACAAAGCUGAAUUUUCUAUCGAGCUUCAGUGUGGCAUUCAAUAAUCUAACUGGUGCAAUUCCAUUAGGAGGGCAAUUCUCAACAUUCACAGGUUCUGCUUAUGAGGGGAACCCCAAACUCUGUGGCAUCCGCUCUGGCUUAGCACUAUGCCAGUCAUCUCAUGCUCCUACCAUGUCUGUAAAGAAGAAUGGAAAGAACAAGGGUGUCAUAUUAGGAAUAGCUAUUGGCAUUGCACUUGGAGCAGCAUUUGUGUUGUCUGUUGCUGUUGUACUUGUGUUGAAGAGUAGCUUUAGAAGGCAGGACUAUAUAGUUAAGGCUGUUGCAGAUACAACUGAAGCUCUCGAGUUAGCACCAGCUUCAUUGGUUCUUUUGUUUCAGAACAAGGAUGACGGCAAGGCAAUGACUAUUGGUGACAUAUUGAAAUCUACAAACAACUUUGAUCAGGCAAACAUCAUUGGUUGUGGUGGCUUUGGUCUAGUGUACAAGGCAACACUACCAGAUGGAGCAACGAUUGCCAUCAAAAGACUGUCAGGCGAUUUUGGCCAGAUGGAGCGUGAGUUCAAAGCCGAGGUGGAGACUUUAUCAAAAGCUCAACAUCCUAAUCUUGUACUUCUGCAAGGUUAUUGCAGGAUUGGCAAUGAUAGGCUACUGAUCUACUCUUACAUGGAGAAUGGUAGCCUAGACCAUUGGCUUCAUGAAAAGCCUGAUGGUCCAUCUAGAUUAAGUUGGCAAACAAGGCUUCAGAUAGCAAAAGGAGCGGCGAGAGGUUUAGCGUACCUGCACUUGUCAUGCCAACCCCAUAUACUCCACCGUGAUAUCAAGUCAAGCAACAUACUUUUAGAUGAGGAUUUCGAAGCUCAUUUGGCUGAUUUUGGGCUUGCUCGGCUUAUUUGUCCCUAUGAUACACAUGUAACAACUGAUCUAGUUGGCACACUAGGCUACAUCCCCCCUGAGUACGGCCAAUCUUCAGUAGCCAAUUUCAAAGGUGAUGUUUAUAGUUUUGGCAUUGUUCUUUUAGAGUUAUUAACUGGAAAGAGGCCUGUAGAUAUGUGCAAGCCAAAGGGAGCUCGGGAGUUGGUCUCAUGGGUUUUGCAUAUGAAAGAAAAAAACUGUGAAGCUGAAGUAUUGGACCGUGCAAUGUAUGACAAGAAGUUUGAGAUGCAAAUGGUGCAGAUGAUCGAUAUUGCCUGUUUGUGCAUAAGUGAGUCACCAAAACUGAGGCCUCUAACUCAUGAACUUGUACUAUGGCUUGACAACAUUGGUGGUAGCACUGAAGCGACAAAGUGAGGCAAAUUCUAUAAUAGCAACCACUGUGGAAAUCCAUGUGAUCAAAUUCACCCCCACCCCUUUCUCUUUGUAUUAAAUUUUCUUCCACAGUGAUGUGAGAUAUUGUGUGACGAUCGUAUACAAAAUAAGAGUUCCGGGAGUCUAUCUAACCUGCUAAUUCAAUAACAGCAGAACCUUUUGUUACAUGAUGUGCAGUAAAUGCAAUUUUCUGAUAGGUAAUGAAAUAUGUUUGCUUUUUUUUUUCA
Molecule: messenger RNA, 3645 nt
Organism: Oryza sativa Japonica Group (Japanese rice)
Lineage: Eukaryota; Viridiplantae; Streptophyta; Magnoliopsida; Poales; Poaceae
Product: phytosulfokine receptor 1
Biological process (GO): protein phosphorylation
Molecular function (GO): protein kinase activity; protein binding; ATP binding
Source: RefSeq, a predicted model, not a curated record